Messenger RNA from Caenorhabditis elegans, 1978 nucleotides. RefSeq names its product ATPase AAA-type core domain-containing protein (gene ZK938.3). Gene Ontology annotation, molecular function: ATP hydrolysis activity; ATP binding. The record is from RefSeq and is marked reviewed. Lineage: Eukaryota; Metazoa; Nematoda; Chromadorea; Rhabditida; Rhabditidae. Bases 1 to 1851 code for a protein of 616 amino acids. The transcript is spliced from 8 exons.
AUGUCGGUUUGCCCACUCCCCAUUCUCAAGUUAUUUUCAAUUUACAUCCGAAUGUAUUCUAAGCUCUAUCCAACAUCUCCAAAAUUUUACGGAACACAUCAGACAAAAGAACGGCUUUUGCAUUUGGUAACUUUAAUUUCUAGUCAGCUGAAACAACUGAAUCGAGGUGAAAAUGUCCCAAGGACGAGAAUGGUUUCAAAUUUAGCUGGAAAUGCUCGGAAGGACUUGAUUUUUGAAAUUUAUCUAAAUUUGAUAAGCUUCUAUAAAACUUCCGAUCGAAUGGUGUCUAUUGAAGGUUCACAAACAAAUUUGAAAUGUCUUCUAGUAUCUGCAAAAAUGCUGAGUUCAUUCUUCUUGGACGUCUUUACUAAAAUUCCUACAACUCACAUUGAAAGUGGGUUUGAUGAGUUUUACAUAUCACACAGCUUCACUCAAGAAGACGUGGCAAUAACUUCAACGUGGCGUAUGAUAAGCCAAGCUGCAAUCGGACAUCACGAGCAUCAUCUGGAAGUGAAAAGAGCAUGUCAGGAACAGAAGGCAUUUAGAGAAUCAUUUCUGAAAACGCAAACAGAUUUUGAUAUUGAUUUUGAAAAUGCUGAAGCUGAACAAGAAACACAACUUUUGUCGAUCGAAUAUGCUGUGCUCAUUAUACAAAAAUUAGAGAGAAAGUAUCAAGCAAUUUCUCGUAGAAACUAUGUCCGUUUUGUUAGAGAACGAGCAGCGGAGCUUCAUGGUCUGAAAGUCGAAAUAGAUGCGACGCAAGCGGCAAUUAGGAUUCAGGCGAGAACCCGUGGAUACUUUGCUCGAAAGUUGGUUCGAGAAAUGCGCGAAAAAGAGCUGAAUAUUCUGAAUAUGACUCCAGAAAGUUAUAUCCGAAAGAGAUGUGCAGAGAGGGAGCGGAAAAGGAAGGAAGGUCUUGCUGGUGGCGUUGGUGGAGGGGAAAUAAUUGAACAAAUUGAGGAGUUUAACACCGACUUAGCCGAAGCAUUGAAACUUCUAAAGACACAUUUCUUUUUCCCGACUUCCGAUCUUACUGAUAUAAAACCAUCUGCACUUCCGAUUGAUUUGAACAACCAGGAAACUAUAUUCAGAGAUGCUUGCUUCCGUGGAAUCGUAUCCCCACUUGCACAAAUUGAACUUUCAGAACUAACUUCCCAGAGGGAAAUAUGCAAAAUUGAAAAUCGGCAAUUUAAAUUUGAUUUCCGCUCAUUCCUUGUUCAAACCGUCUGUACUCCAUGUUCACUUGGCACGUGGCAAAAACAAAAGUCGAAAGAUCAGAAAAUGCAGUGGCUAUUGCUGUCAGGAGCUCCAGACUCGGGGAAGACUACGUGGGCGAGAGCAAUAUCGCGUGCAUGUCAUGUCACACACGUUCACAUUUCGAAAAAUGUCGUGAAUAUGGGAAAACGCAAAAUUUAUACGGUGGUUAAAAAGCUGGCAAAACAGGAAAAACGACUAUUGGUCAGUAUUGAUCGAAUUGACGUGAUGAAGAAGGAUCCCAAGCAUAAAGGGUACACACAUCGACAGAUACUUCUCCGAAACUUCCUAUCCGAUCUUUCGAAUAUAAAAUUUGUUAUGGUAAUUGGGAUGACAAGAGUUCCCCUGGACGACUUGGAUAGUUAUAUUUCUGAUUUAUUCCCUCUCCAAGCAACUCUCAGUAACCCAACCAACGCAACUAGAUACGAUCUUGCGGUAGAUUGCUUAAGUCGGAACUGGGAACAAGAACGGCUGCCAAAGUUUCCAAAUCGAAUUUUUGACAUCGAAAAGCAGACAAAAGAUCAAACAAGAGGAAAAGCGGCAAAGUUUGUGACAAAUCGAUGGAGUGCCGCGAAUAAUAAGACAACUUUAUCAUAAAGUUGAAAACAACAUUUUAAUCAUCUGGUUUUCUGGCACCAGUUUAGAUUAAUUCACUUAAAAUAUUCAAUGAAAUUAACUUUAUUCAAUAAAUUACUUAAAUUUAAAUAAAAUUACUUUAUUAUAA